UAAGGGUUAUGUUUGUGUUUGCGUCUUGUCUUGUUUAUUAAGAUCUAAAAUUGUUAACUGUACCUUAAUAUAUUGUAAAGACUACAUUAUUAAUAACUCUAAUAAUUACACAAAUAUAUUUUUAUUGAAAAUGCUAGACAAAAUGUUGUAUAAUACAAUACUUUGCCAAACAUAUUCACCGUGUGGAAAAUAUUUAGUAGCCGGUAAUAUUUACGGCCAACUAGCUGUUUUUGACCUGGACAAUAUUUUUAACCCGGUAGUGGAACAACUUACAUCAGAUUAUAACAAGCCGAAACACAUCCAUUUGCUGGAAUCUGAAUGUCAAAUAUGCAGCCUAGUUAGUACAGAUAAAUUUUUAAUUGCUGGUACGGUAAAUGAAAUAUUAGGUUGGGAUUGGAAGGUUAUUCUAAGUUCGAAAUUAACAAAGCCUUCAUGGACCAUAAAGAUUCAACCACAGUCUUUGAUUGAAAAAUGUGAUAUAAAUUGUUUGUGGUAUAAAGAAGAUGAGGGUAAAUUGUAUGCUGGUUGUGGUGACAAUAAAAUUUAUGCAUACAAUUUAGAAGACGGUAGUUUAGUCUCUACAUAUGAAGGGCAUUCUGAUUUCGUGCAUUGUUUACACAGCAAUGGUCAGCAGUUGAUCUCAGCUGGUGAAGAUGGGUUAGUUUUGCUUUGGGACCUGAGAGUAAAGAAAUCUCACAACAAAAUUGAACCACACAGCAACAGUAAAAUUGCUAGACCAGAUAUAGGCAAGUGGGUUGGUGCAGCUGCAUUAGGUGAUGAUUGGAUUGUAUGCGGUGGUGGACCCAGACUUGCACUGUGGCAUUUACGAUCACUUGACGCUGUGACGGUAUUUGAUAUACCAGAUCAUGGUAUCCAUGUGUCAUUCUUCCAAGAUGAUUGCGUAUUUGCUGGUGGCGUAGCCAAGCAUUUGUACCAAUUAAGCUAUUCCGGUGAUGUGAGAGUUGAGCUGCCAGUAUCCGCGACCACUGUAUAUUCUGCCGUGCUCAGAACUAGCCCUCAUAAAGUUUUGGCUAUAGCUGGAUCCAGCCCCGAGAUAGACUUUUGUACAUCCUUUAAUUAUAGAGACCAAGUUUUGCAUUUUAGAUAAUUAUUAAACCAUAUUUUUUA
Nymphalis io (European peacock) is the source of this 1128-nucleotide messenger RNA. RefSeq names its product THO complex subunit 6 (gene thoc6). Gene Ontology annotation, biological process: mRNA export from nucleus. Gene Ontology annotation, molecular function: protein binding. The record is from RefSeq and is a predicted model, not a curated record. The transcript is spliced from 4 exons. Gene Ontology annotation, cellular component: transcription export complex; THO complex. NCBI's taxonomy places the organism in Eukaryota, Metazoa, Arthropoda, Insecta, Lepidoptera, Nymphalidae. The coding region runs from base 131 to 1108 and encodes 325 amino acids.